CCAUGUUGAGCCCUGCCAACGAGGAGCAGAUCCACCUGGUGAACUACGUGGAGGACUACCUGGACUCCAUCGAGUCUCUGCCUUUUGAUCUGCAGAGAAACGUCUCUCUGAUGCGGGAGAUCGACGCGAAAUACCAAGAGAUCCUGAAGGAGCUGGAUGAGUACUACGAGAAGUUCAGGCGGGAGGCAGAUGGCACCCAGAAGCGGAGAGCGCUGCACUGCAUCCAGCAGGCGCUGAUCCGCAGCCAGGAGCUGGGCGACGAGAAGACCCAGCUCGUGAGUCAGAUGGUGGAGCUGGUGGAGAAACGGGCCCGGCAGCUGGACAGCCACGUGGAGCUGCUUGAGGCCCACCAGGAGGCCGCUGACGCCACGGGCCACAGCAAAGCCGGCCAGGACAAGUCCAAAAACGAGGCAAUCGCCCAGGCAGAGAAGCCCAACAAGAGGUCCCGGCGACAGCGCAACAACGAGAACCCGGAGAACGCCGCAAACAAUCACGAGAACAAUGGCGUCACUUCCGGGACGCCCAAGGAGAAGGCGGCCAAGGCCUCCAAGAAGAAGAAGCACUGCAAGGCCAAAGCGGAGAGGGAGGUGUUCCCCGCGGACCUGCCCAUAGACCCGAACGAGCCCACGUACUGUCUGUGCAACCAGGUCUCCUACGGGGAGAUGAUUGGCUGCGACAACGACGAGUGCCCCAUGGAGUGGUUCCACUUCUCCUGCGUGGGGGUGAGCCACAAGCCCAAGGGCAAGUGGUACUGCCCCAAGUGCCGGGGCAAGAGCGAGAAGACCAUGGACAAGGCUCUGAAGAAGUCCAAGCGGGAGCGGGCCUACAACAGGGUGCAGUCAGGGCUGAGAACCACUGAUCCACACAGACUGGGGAAACAGAACUCGCCUGCUAGAUAAGGCUUUGACUGCAUGAAGAAACACUGCUGACCACUCGAGACUGUACUGCUUACGACUUGCUCAAUAAAUCUUGCCUGCUUGAUCUAAAAAAAACAAAAAAGAAACAUGGCUUGGGGGAGUGGCUCGAGGAAGAGGGAGAAAUAUUGGGUGGAAGAGUCAGAGGCUGUGCCUUCUAAUCGCAUUUUCGGAAAACAGAACUAGUGCAAAGAACUAUUAAACUCUGGAGGCAAAGAGGCUGCUACCUGUCAUUCUCAUUCAUGGCUGCCACUCUCCCCGAG
This is a messenger RNA of Odocoileus virginianus texanus, 1177 nucleotides long. RefSeq names its product inhibitor of growth protein 1. NCBI's taxonomy places the organism in Eukaryota, Metazoa, Chordata, Mammalia, Artiodactyla, Cervidae. Gene Ontology annotation, biological process: positive regulation of DNA-templated transcription. Gene Ontology annotation, cellular component: nucleus. The record is from RefSeq and is a predicted model, not a curated record.